AUGGCCGAGCGCACUGCUGGCGAUGAGCAGCGGCAAGGCGUCACCCUGCUGCGGGGUCGCUGGGUGCUGUGCUUCGUCCCGGAGGUGGAGAUGAUGAAUGUCCGCGGGUACAACCACGUCGGUGUCGACAGGUACCCCGGGCUUCCGUUUAUGCCAUGGCCUCCGGAGUUUCCGCCUUUUUUGGAGCCGCCUGGGUCAGUGGUGCGACCGGGCGACUUGUUG
Symbiodinium sp. CCMP2592 is the source of this 222-nucleotide messenger RNA. The record is from the annotation of a GenBank genome assembly. NCBI's taxonomy places the organism in Eukaryota, Dinophyceae, Suessiales, Symbiodiniaceae.